Molecule: messenger RNA, 773 nt
Organism: Pistacia vera
Lineage: Eukaryota; Viridiplantae; Streptophyta; Magnoliopsida; Sapindales; Anacardiaceae
Exons: 1
Coding region: 319-762 (147 amino acids)
Source: RefSeq, a predicted model, not a curated record
AUAUAUGCUUUCCUAAACAUAUUUAAUUUCUUUUUUUAAAAUGUAGGUAAUUUAUUCUAAAUUAAUAUUUCAAGGCUGCUAUUUAGCUCAAAUUAUUCUAUGUAUAAUUAUAUAUCUCUCAAUUUAAGACAAAUUUAAUAUUUAACAGUGUUUCUUAAUGUCUGGCAAGAAAAACUUAAAAAGAAAAAUUAUAUAUAUAUAUAUUCUUUAUGGAUAACCAUCCAAUAAAUAUAUGAUUAUUCUCUUCCUUCCCACCCACUUCUCAAUUUCCAUUACUUUUUAGAUCUGAAAACUUCACCAAAAUUCACUCCAUAAAAUAUGGAAGCUCUAAUUUCCCAGUUCACUUUCCUCUCAGACCAAUCGUGUCAAGACAAGAACUUCGAUCCAUCCAACAUCGAAGACCUGAUGAAGCUCUUCGAGAUCGAAGCCUACAAGUCAUGGGCCGCCCUCGAACUUGAGCAAGAAGAAGAAGCGAAAGAGGCCGAAACCUCCAUGCAAAAAGCUGAAGAAUAUCUCGAAUCGGUGAUGGAGAGUUGCAUGGACGAGUUCAGGAGAUUUGAAGAGGAAACGGAGAGCAUGUCAAAGAAGGAAAUGAAUAGCCUCGUUGAGAAUGGUGAAAGGGCCAGAAAAAUGGGGAAGUUGAUGGAGAAAGCAGCCACAAUUGCUUCAAAAAAAUAUAUUGAAGCCGCCAUGAAUUCGGCUUCUGCUUCCAUGAAAUCAGCUUGGAAAGGAGUUUCUUCUAAUAGGGUUCAUCCUUCUUGAUCUUUUUUUUU